Messenger RNA from Rubroshorea leprosula, 3966 nucleotides. NCBI's taxonomy places the organism in Eukaryota, Viridiplantae, Streptophyta, Magnoliopsida, Malvales, Dipterocarpaceae. The record is from the annotation of a GenBank genome assembly.
CGUUUACGCAUAUGGCAACUUAUUUUUGCACACUUAAUGAGGUAUGGCAUGUGAGGGUAUGAUUUAUGUUUAACUCUUUUAAGCCAUGUGUUUAGGUAAAAUCAUGCAUUAAACAUGGAUUUUACCGAGAAUACAACUAGGCAAGGGAAGAGACUUGGGGAAGAUGUCACAUUUCAUUCUACUGCUAAGAAGGCUAAGGAGUCAAUCUUUUCAAUCAAUACCUUCAAACCUAAUUUGAAGCUGCUAAAAGAGGCUUAUGGCUUGUUGUUCUCUAGAGAGAAGCAUGACUUUGAGGUCCAAUUUGGGUGCAUCGGGGAUCUAUUGUUAGUGGUGCCAGAUUGGAACUUGUUUCGAGCUAUGUUGAAAUUUUAUGUCCCUCAAUAUCAAGCUUUUGUGUUCCCACACUUUGAGUUGGUGCCCACCAUUGAUGAGUAUCAUCACUUCUUGCGGUGUAGUCCUGUGGUGGAUUCUUAUACCUUCACUCCUCAAGCACAACAUCUGAAGUUCACACUAGCAAAAGUUCAAGAAAUGUUGCAAGCUAUGUGGGGGUUCCCAUUUGAAUUCUCACAACCAUUGGGCAUGACAUCUUCUCAAAGAAUCAACUUUCUGGCAUUGGGAGUUUAUGGCAUGGUGAUCUUCCUUAUCUAUAUCAAGACCAUUGCACCUAUGGUGGUAGCUUUAUUUGAGCAAUUGUUGCACACUUUGGCAUUUAAUCUUGCUUCUACAAUGGUAGCUGAAACUUUAUGGUCUAUGAAAGAAAUUCGAGCUAAAAGAUUCGGUCGCUUCUCGGGUUGCAUCGAGUUGUUCAUUGCAUGGGCACAUGGUCACUUGAGGGGUCCUCAAUAUGAAGCUUUAUUCAACGUGGUAGGAUUGAAAGACAAGAUUGCCUCUUUAGAAAGGGAUUUGGCUGCUAGCAAGGAAAUUUGUGGGAAGCAAAAGAGGAGUUUGGAGUUUGCCGAAGAACAACGGAAAAAGCUACUACAGGUAAAGGCGGAUCUUAAGGCAAAAGAAAAGGAGAACAAAGAGCUUGUGGAGAAAGACAAUGAACACCUUCGCAAAGCCAAUGAGCAAUUAGGAGAGCAACUACAAGACAUGACCAUCAACCAUGAUCUUUACAAGAUUACCAUGGAGUACAUGUGCUAUCAACUCCAAGUUGAGAAGCAAAAGUACCAAGCUCUUGUUGAAGAGGACACCGGCUUGCAUGAAGUUGUCAUCGACCUAACCGCUUUGCAUUCUCUGUAUUUGCUCAGAUCUAGAGAAAUCAAAAUGUUCGAGGAAAAUGUUGCUACUAAUCUAGAAAAAUCAGCAGUGGAUGAGAGGGUUGAUAAGUUGGAAGCUACAAUGCAAACUAUGGUUGCUACUCUUCAGACCAUCAGUCUCACUUUGUCCACUUUGACUACUGGUUCGGUUCCUUCACCUGCAUCCUUAAUACCAACAAUAGUAGUUCCACCUGUCCCUACCAUCACACCAGUUAAUCGUGCUAAGGAUCUCAUGGUCACACAAUUGACAAGUGCCAACUAUUCAACCCAAUCCCUCGGUUGCGAUGUUGAGGUCUACUUUAGAGGAUGGGAUGUCAAGAGAGGUUGUUCUUAUGCCUACUUGCAGAUGUAUGCCAGGAAGAUGGCACCUUAUGCUAAUGAUGAAAGAGUGCUCAUUCAUUAUUUUCAAGACAGUCUCUCAAGCCCAACAAGUGUUUGGUUUUCAACACUUGACAAGAAGAAGAUUCGCACUUUCAAGGAUGUUUCUCAAGCUUUUAUGAAGCAGUAUGAGUAUAAUAUGAGUUUGGCCCCUAUAAGGGAUAGCUUGCAGAGAAUCACCAAGAAAGGUAAUGAGACUUUCAAAGAAUUUGCUCAACGAUGGAGAUCUGAAGCAGCCAAAGUCAUUCCACCUCUUACUGACAGUGAAAUUUGCUCUCUUUAUCAAGUCAACUACCAGGACCUUUCGUGCAUGGUUAGCUCCUUGUGUGGGAUAUACUUUUGCUCAGUUAGUGACAGUGAGGGAACAAAUUGUAGAUGGACUGAAGACGGGUAUCAUUAUGGACUUUUAAACCAUUCAGAGGCAAUUAGAGCAAGUCAAGAUGGGAAGCUCAAGAUCUACUUCGAAAAGGGGCAUACUUUGCAAAAUUGUGGAGAUAUUCAAAGAAAAAUUAUGAAGCUACAAAGAAUGGGAUCUCUGAAGUUCAUGUCUGCUCCAAAGUUAGAGAAAUUCAUAGCACCAGUGACGGAAGAAUACUUCACUAAGGAGAGGCCUUACAUUUUGCAAGAUACUAAAAGGGCACCAGCCAUCAGCCAAAAUUUCCAACAACCUUAUGUCUUGAAGACCUCUCUUAGUGAGUCACUCAUAGGAAAGACAUCAUCUGUGGUUAUGCCUCAACGUUCUACCAUCUUGAAUUCCACAGCCAAUGAUGCGUCUAACAUGACCCGUAGUGAAUUGAUGCUAUCAUCUGAGGUUCAUCUUGACACAUUACUCAAAGUCUUGAAAGAGGCCAAUGUGCCUAAAAACAUUGAUACUCAGAAGUUUGGGACUAUGGUUGGGGCAAUUUUAGCUCCAAAUUAUAUUAAUUUCACUGAUGAUGAGAUUCCCGAUGAAGGAAAUGGACAUACUAAAGCACUCCAUAUUUUAGUCCAAUGUAAGAUGAUGAAUGUGCCUUAUGUGUUGAUCGACAAUGGGUCAGCUUUGACUGUGAUUCCUAUAACUGUUUUGAAGCAGUUGAAAAUUGAGCUUCUAGUGGAAAUUGGCCCUGUGACUUUUGAUGUGGAUUUCUUUGUUAUGGACAUUUCUCUUGCUUUUAAUAUGCUUCUUGGGAGGCCUUGGAUACAUGUUGCCGGAGCAGUACCAUCCACCUUGCAUCAAAAAGUCAAAUGCAUUGUCAAUGGUGUUCUUGUCAUCGUGAGUGGUGAGGAGGAACACGUCAUCCAAAAGGCUAUAACCAUUCCUUACAUAGGAAUUGAUCUUGGAACUUAUGAAUACUCUUAUCACUCAAUGGAGUGUGCUGCUUCGUAUAUACAUCCAAAGUUCAGAGGGAAACUGGCUGAAAUGGUUAAACUUGCUAGGGUUGCUGCUAAGAUCAUGCUUGCAUGUCUUUACCAGUUGGGAAAGGGUUUGGGAUUGAAUGGACAAGGAAUUCUUGAGCCUAUUGAGGUAAUUCAAGCUUGGGGCACUUUUGGCUUGGGAUACAAGCCGAAGAAGGAAGAUUGGAAAAGAAUGCAUGCUAUUAAAGCAGAGAAGCGCCUUGCUAGACUUCAAAGGAGAAAUCCUAGGGAUGAACCAAUGUGGGUGACGCACAUUAGAGUCACAUUUCCACAAACUCUUGAGAUUUUGUGCCCUUCUCCUGAUGGAUAUAUGGUGAAGCACAUGGAUGUCUUAUAUGUAGAUCCAAAGGGUACUAUUUUCACUGAUAGAUUGCUUGAAAUCUGUGAAUGUUCAAAACAAGCAAAGUUUGAGGAAGUAGUUGUGGAAGAUAUCACGGAUGAAGUUUGUUUUGAUGACGAGGAAGACAUUUUUGGUUUCAACAACCUCUUUGGGCUAGCCAAAAUGACAGAUCCUAAGGAGAGGUGGAGAAAGAUGCUCGCUGAAAAGGCAUUCAUGGAGAAGCACCCCCAACUUCCAUCUUGUUCAUCAUGUGAAAGCUCCAAUGGGAUCACAUGAGUCUGUGCUACUUGAAACAAUGAAAGAAGAAUCGCUAUGUGACUCAUGGGGAAAUUUGACUAUAAAUGCUCUAGAUGAGGAAGAACUUUAAUUUGAUAGGGGAAUUUCUUCGGUUAAUGGAAGCUCUCAAGCUAAUUUGACAGCGGAGCUUCUCUCUGUAGCUUUCAUCUCUGAGUAAGAAGAGUUAGCCUCUAGUAGUUCUGCUUGUGACUACAUGAAGGGAAGGAUUCAGCAAGCACUUUUCUAUUUUCUGAAAUUUAUGUUAUCAUGCCUCUAGUAUUCCCAUGCUUUCCUUUUCAAUAAAACAUGUUGCAAUCC